AUGGCAACUCCAACAACAUCCCUCAGUUAUCAUGAUCUCGCAGCGAGAGCAGCGAGCUUCUUCAAGGCAGUAGACGCAAGGGACAUCGACGGAGUCCUCUCUCAUUUUGCUCCCAAUGCCACGUUCACCGUUCAAACUGAUCACGUCACGUUUACCGGUGUGGAUGAGAUCCGCUCCAUGUUUGAUAGCUUUAUAAAUAAUUCGAGAACCCUGCUCCACGAAAUCGAGAAUACCUCCGUCGAUGAGAAAGCCCGUAAAGUUGCUACCGAGCAGAGAUAUAUUGGCGAGCUGCUUGAUGGGACACAGAAUGAUAUGCACAAUUGCAACUUCUUCGACAUCGGGCCAGAUGGAAAGUUCACACGCGUCAUUGUCUGGAUGGCAGGAAGGAACCCGUUGAAUUCUGCAUAG
Molecule: messenger RNA, 408 nt
Organism: Aspergillus tanneri
Lineage: Eukaryota; Fungi; Ascomycota; Eurotiomycetes; Eurotiales; Aspergillaceae
Product: nuclear transport factor 2 family protein
Exons: 1
Coding region: 1-408 (135 amino acids)
Source: RefSeq, a predicted model, not a curated record